Molecule: messenger RNA, 945 nt
Organism: Teleopsis dalmanni
Lineage: Eukaryota; Metazoa; Arthropoda; Insecta; Diptera; Diopsidae
Product: zinc metalloproteinase nas-14
Exons: 5
Coding region: 1-945 (314 amino acids)
Biological process (GO): proteolysis
Molecular function (GO): zinc ion binding; metalloendopeptidase activity
Source: RefSeq, a predicted model, not a curated record
AUGAGUUUGCCAAUUCUCUUCAAUUAUUACUUAAUAAUUGCUUUGUUUACUUUGUGUAUAAUUUUUGCGGUCACUGUGAGUGCUAGACGUACAUUUAAUCCAGUUACUCCGCCGCCACCACGUUGGGGUGCCAAUAAACAUAUGCUAAGGCUGCAGAAUAGCCCAGCUUUUCAAUUCUGGACUGAAGACAGUGACACAAAUAUUUGGGAACACAGUGGAUUGUUUGAAGGUGAUAUUAUGAUAUACCGUGAAUUGCUGCGAAACGGAUUAUUGAACGAUAAAAUGACUUGGCCAGAUGCUACGGUACCAUUCUAUAUCGACAAAACAGAUUUUAAUUCCACCCAAAUGAUGGCUAUUUUAAAGGCAUUUAAAGAAUAUCACGAAGAGACUUGCAUACGCUUCCGACCAUAUGAAAAAGGUGACAAAAAUUGGAUAAUGAUUAAAGGGAACUAUUCCGGUUGUUGGUCAAGUGUUGGCCGGAGACAAGGUGGACAGAUUCUGAAUUUGAAUACACCAAAAUGUGUAACACAUGGCGUUAUAGUGCAUGAGUUGCUCCACGCUUUGGGUUUCUAUCAUCAACAGAGUGCAACAGAACGAGAUGAAUAUGUCAAAAUAAAUUGGGAGAACAUCAUCGAUGGACACGCACAUAAUUUUAACAAAUAUGCACGUACACACAUAACAAACUUUGGUGUUGAAUAUGACUACAAAAGUGUUAUGCAUUAUAGUUCAAAAGCAUUUACAAAGAAUGGUAGAAAUACCAUUGAACCUCUGGAUCCAUAUGCUAGUUUGGGUCAACGCAAGGGUCUUUCAGAAAAAGAUAUAUCCAAAUUGAAUGAAAUGUAUGAAGAAGACUGUAAUGAGGACUUUCUGUUUGGGUUCGAUAAAUUUAGCUCAUAUGUGGAUGAACUUUUAGGAUAUUUUGGCAAUGAAGUAGGAGAUUUUUGA